UGAAAGUUUCAUCCAAUCCACAUUUUUAGACAUUAACCAAUUUCCAUUUUAAAUUUUGAACAAAAAUUGUAAUUAAAAUGUCAUCAACAACUAAAAAAGGAGGAGAUUUUCAACCGGAUUCAGAUGUCCACAUUACUUUUGAAGAUCAACAAAAAAUUAAUAAAUUCGCUAGACAUAAUGCUAAAAUGGAAGAUUAUAAAAAUGAGUUAAAAACUAAAGAGAAUGAAUUAAAAAGUCUUGAAGAAGCUAUUGAAGAAACCAGUUUGUUGGACGAAUUAGAAGACAAAAUACCUUAUUUAGUUGGUGAAGUAUUUAUCUAUCAAAAUGUGGAAACAACUCAAAAAUGUUUAGAAGAAGCAAAAGCUGCUAAAGAAAGUGAAAUUCAAGCAUUAAAACAAAAAUGUACAGACUUAAAGAAUUUAAUGAGUGAGUUAAAAGCUCAAUUGUAUGGAAAAUUUGGAAAUCAUAUUAAUUUAGAAGCAGAAGAUGAAUAAAUUUUCAUCAUGUUAUAUAAAAAACUUAUUUAUUAAUUCA
Messenger RNA from Chrysoperla carnea, 534 nucleotides. It is a transcript of the gene Pfdn4, whose product is annotated as probable prefoldin subunit 4. Lineage: Eukaryota; Metazoa; Arthropoda; Insecta; Neuroptera; Chrysopidae. The coding region runs from base 78 to 494 and encodes 138 amino acids. The transcript is spliced from 4 exons. Gene Ontology annotation, biological process: protein folding. The record is from RefSeq and is a predicted model, not a curated record. Gene Ontology annotation, cellular component: prefoldin complex; cytoplasm.